CGCGGCGACAGUGAAGCCGUUCCCCGUGUUUUAAUAACCGUGCGAUCGGCGGCUCACGCACACACGCCCGCGAAGCGUUCGCGGGGCUCCGCAUGCAGCACCGACUCUCAAGAUUUUUGCUCGGCACUACAAAACCAAGCACAUUCUGUUAAAUUAUUUAAACAGCAGGCAGCGAGCGAGGCUCGGGGUGUGUGGCAUGAGGUAAUCGCCGAAGCUUUGUUUAGCCCAUUUAAUGAUUUCAACGAACCAACAAGUGGAAAUGUGUUGAAAGUAGAAACGGGGAGCGUGCGCGUUUUUAGUCGUGAUUUUUAAUACGCUGACGCCCGACGACGGGACGAGUGAGAACGGAUAAUAAGAAUUAUAUGUGGGCAAAGCUGGUGUUUGACAGGCCUAUGGAUCCGUUUGGGUGACGUAGCAGUAAAAGUGAUUUCUGAUUAUGCUCGGUGGUUAUGGCAACAUUGACAAAGUCGAUCUGUUGCGUUCACAGUGGAUUAAAAUGAUCGACCAUGUGAGCAAGAUUCAAACACCUUUCUGCAUCUCGAUCGUCCUGUUCUGGUAGUAUCACCCUUAAGGGGUGAUCGAUCCGCUGCAACCUGUGCGCAUAGCAGGCAAUGAAGCGAUAUUCAGUCGAAGGAGGUGUUUUGGCUGAACAGUGACGUUUUAAGGCAGGUCUUGGUCAAACCUACCAAUGAUAGAAGUCGGUCCUAUUCUGCUGGGACCGAUCGCAAUGAACGGGUGUCGGAGCUCUGCACGGCAAAGGAGCAACCACAGCGAGACGAGGCGAUCAAGGGGAUGCGGCAUCGGUACGCGGGAGCUGUCCAUCAGCACCACAUCCCCGACGAACAGCACGGCAGCAGCGCGCAGAACCGAGACCCGGUCGCUCCCGUUUUCAGCCUCCCGCCCCCGCCCUCUUCUCACCACCGAGACCGCACUUCGACCGCCGCCGCUCACCGCCAGAGCCUCCAGGAGCUCCCCUGUCUGAGCCAGCCCUCCCGGAGACCCGUGCACAGCGGCGACCCUCUACCUCCGGCGAGCUACGACACCGCCCAGCGAGCGUCACACCGAGGCGGUGAACCCAGCACCGGGCAGCCGGCGCACCUUCAGCAGGAUCCCUGGGCCCCGGCCGACACCGGCUCGAAGCAGCAGCAGCAGCAGCAGCAGCAGCCGCCGCCGCCGCCGCAGUCGGAGAAGCAGCCUGUUUUUCCGAGCUGCCACUGCAGUUUUUCCAAGCAGGAGGCGAGCCUUCCUCAAAAUCAGCACCAUCCUGCCGAUUCUCUCCCACCGCAGCCCUCCCCAUUAUUUCCGCCGCCUAUACCACCUCCACCAACAUCGUCCUCCUCCUCUCUGCUGUUUUCCCGGGAAUCUAAAAGAGGGGAUCAUCUCCGAAGGAGCGCCAAUAAUUACCAACAGGCGAGCAUCGUGGAACGCUGCAGGGGAGGAGGAGGAGCAGGAGGGCACCGAGACCACAGGCAGUUGUUGCAGCAACAGCAACAGCAGCAGCAACAGCAACAGCACAGUCAUUUAAGACUCCAACAGAGGGACCCCUCCCCUGAAGGAUUCCGCGUAAACUCACUGAAAGGACGCUCUUUAAAUGUAUGUGAGUCAACUGAGGCUAACAGGAGAGCAAUCGAGUGUCAGGCUCAGGACCCGCAGCAGCAGCAGCAACAGAUUCCACAAUUGCGAGCGCAGCAGCAGCUACUGGUGGGGAGCAGCUUGCCUAUCAACUAUUGCGCCAGCGCCUCAGGAGAGCUAUGUAGGACUCACCAGGCUCCACUGCUGCAACAGCAAGAGCAGCAGCAGCAGCAGCAGCAGCAGCAGCUGCAGCAGAAGCGGCAGCAGCAGCAGCAGCAGCAGCAGCAGCAGCAGCAGCAAGGCGCACUGGGGCUCUGUCCCCAGCGUCCGCAGCACUGUGAACAAGACCGCAAUAAGUCUGGCAGAAUCACCGUGCGAGGAGAGCGGGCUCCGCACAGCCGCGUAGCCCCCCCGGUGUCACAGCAGGCGCACGCGGGGAACUCGUCUGCGACGGGCAGCCACAGCAGCAAACAGAGCCCCAACUACGGCUCGAGCUAUCACCUGUGGCCAGAGAGCCCGCAUAAAGGAGAGGAGAGGAUACGCAUCGACCUCCAUAAGGCCACAACCGAGCAGAAGAAGCUGAGCCAUGCUGGAUCCAAGCCCUCCCUCUCCGAGAGCAGCGGCCGACUCCCUCAGAUAGCCAUGAACACCUGCAAGUACAAUGGCGGAGUGGUGAGACCACUGGUGGGCAGCCUGGCGUCCUCGUCGCGCCGCAACCUCGCGGAGCUCGACUCGGAGACGCAGCCGCUGCAGACGCUGCACAGCUCCGGCCUGGAGGUGGUGGUGUCGAAGGGCAGCGGCGGGGAGGACCCGAGCAAGGCGUCCAACGAGAGCCUGGUGCGCGAGGGCAGCGGGCGCGGCGGGGGGCGCGCGCCGCAGAAGAAGAACAGGGACAUCGGCUACAAGCUCGGCCACCGGAGGGCGCUGUUCGAGAAGCGGAAGCGGCUCAGCGACUACGCGCUCAUCUUCGGGAUGUUUGGGAUUGUUGUCAUGGUGACGGAGACGGAACUCUCGUGGGGGGUUUACACUAAGGAAUCUUCAUACUCAUUUGCACUGAAAUGCCUUAUCAGCCUUUCCACUGUUAUAUUGCUUGGUCUUAUAAUAAUGUACCAUGCGCGGGAAAUCCAGCUGUUUAUGGUGGACAACGGUGCGGACGACUGGCGGAUAGCGAUGACGUACGAGCGCAUCUUCUUCAUCGUCCUGGAGCUGCUGGUGUGUGCCAUCCACCCCAUCCCGGGCCAGUACGUCUUCACCUGGACGGCGCGGCUGGCCUUCACCUACACGCCGUCGGUGGCCGACGCCGACGUGGACAUCAUCCUCUCCAUCCCCAUGUUCCUGCGGCUCUACCUGAUCGGCAGGGUCAUGCUGCUGCACAGCAAGCUGUUCACGGACGCCUCGUCCCGCAGCAUCGGCGCCCUCAACAAGAUCAACUUCAACACGCGCUUCGUCAUGAAGACCCUCAUGACCAUCUGCCCGGGGACCGUCCUGCUGGUGUUCAGUAUAUCCUCCUGGAUCAUUGCUGCAUGGACCGUGCGCGUCUGUGAGAGGUAUCAUGACAAACAGGAAGUGACCAGUAACUUCCUUGGAGCCAUGUGGCUCAUCUCGAUUACCUUCCUCUCCAUUGGCUACGGGGACAUGGUACCGCACACGUACUGUGGGAAGGGCGUGUGUCUGCUUACAGGGAUAAUGGGAGCUGGUUGCACUGCGCUGGUGGUUGCAGUCGUAGCCAGAAAGCUGGAGCUGACCAAGGCUGAGAAGCAUGUCCACAACUUCAUGAUGGACACACAACUCUGCAAACGAGUGAAGAACACAGCUGCCAAUGUACUCAGGGAAACAUGGCUCAUCUACAAACACACCAAGCUGGUCAAAAAGAUCGAUCACGCCAAGGUGCGGAAACACCAGCGCAAGUUUCUCCAAGCCAUCCAUCAUGAGAGGUGUAAUGGUUUCACUCGUUUCGUGAAUGUUGUGGGGUUAAAACUCUGUACUGUGUUCUGUCUUUGUUUUGCUCUAUCACUGCAGAGCUCAGAAACUGCGCAGUGUCAAGAUGGAGCAGAGGAAACUCCACGAUCAGGCCAACACCUUGGUGGACCUGGCGAAGACCCAGAAUGUGAUGUACGACCUGGUGUCAGAGCUGCAGGAGCGAAGCGAGGAGCUGGACAAGCGCAUCGGCACAUUGGAGGACAAGCUGGACUCGGUGACGGGCAGCCUGCAGGCGCUGCCCUGCCUCAUCUCCCAAGCCAUAACCCAGCAGCAGCAGGACUUCCUGGACGGCUUUGUUCACCGCUUUCGGCCCGCGUCGCUAGCCUCCGAGCGCUCCGAACGGUCCGAGCGAUCCUGGACUUCCACCGCCCGUAGGCGGCGCUCGCCCUCCACAGCACCACACACCUCCUCCGAUAGUGGAUAACCUUGACAAAGUGUCUGCCUUCACCGUUCAGGCCUCGCCCCUAAACCCCCACCCGUCCCCAUCACCACCAGCUCGUCAUCCCAUUCCGCCCCACGCACACCCACCAUCCCUGUAACAGCUGGAGAGUCCAUGUCUGGACUAACAAUGAACCCCCAUCUUGACCCCCUCGCCUGAUCAUUGCCCCCCAUCGCCUCCUCCGUCUCAUACCCUCUCUCCCCUUCACAUGAAAUCCAAAAACCAACUCCUCUGUGACUGAGACUCUCAGCACAGGACUGGAUCAGAGCUAUUCCAAAAGAACAAAGAAACGCAAAUCAAGAAAAACACAAAUGCAUCCAAAAGAAGAAAAAGAGAAAAAAAAAGAUAAAAAAGACUGAAAAACCGAGAUAAAGUAGAGAUAUGGUUUAUGUUUUAGCCAUUGUAUGGCUGUUCAAGUUAGCUUUUUUGUAAAAGCCCUUGUAUAGUUAAAAAAUGACUGAGUUCAGGGUCGCUGGGGUGAAAGCUGGCUAUCACACCGGAGAGUCCUUAACCACGAGGGGUGGAAGUUGGUCUGUGGAGCUGAGGGUCCAGGCUCGACCGCCGGCCUCCCGAGGCCGCGGGGGGUGGGGGGGGCGUCCGUCCACGCGUCCGUCCGUCCACGCGUCCGUCUGUCGAGGGAAGUGAGACGAACCGCCGGAUUUCCCUUUCGAAAAGACUUGCACCGUGGCGGCCUUCCCCGUAGGUCAGGGCGGGCGCUUUAGGCCGGGCUACGCGGCGCGCUGACUCCAGGUCAGCGCUCGAUAAUGCACUUAACGGGGAGGGGGAACGGCCACGCGGAGGAAAAGCAGGGGGGCGACGCACAUGGCAUUACUACUGGGUAGGAAAUAUGUACACAGUUGCCAACUUCAAGGUUUCAGCUUCCUUGUUCUUAUCAAGGGAAAAUGAGAGCGACUAUCUUUUUUAGUUACAUAUUGACAUGUGAUUUUUCAGUGCCUGAAUGUAUAAAUAGUAGAGGGUUAUUUAAUUACUAAUUUCAGAGCUUUUUUACGAUGUUAACAGUCUGAAUACAGCAUUGCAUUCCUUUUUCAGAUACAUUCCUCUCCAAAAAUCUAAAGAAAAUGUCUUAAUGUAAUGCAUAACAUUGCCUCCAUUACACAGCGACUCUAAAUGUUUCGAGGAAACCUUUCUUUUCCUUUUCUACUAACACCGUGACAAAUGAGAAAUGUUCGGGAGAGCGAGAGAGAAAGUGAGGCCGAAUGAGCGAGUACUUGUGAGCGCGCUUGUCGGGGAAUGAAUUCACUCUUAGCUCAGUGCUGCGCGCACGCACGCACACACACACACACACACACACACACACACACACACACACACACACACACACACACACACACACAGAGCAAUGAAAUAUGUAGUAGUCUACCUUUACCACCACCACUAAUUAGAGCUUCCCGUGGUCUUCAGAUAACAGCAUGGCUUGAGAUCUGCUGGUCCACACAGCCACACGGGCACACAUCACUGGUUGACAGCCCUGACCCUUCUGUGCACGGCUCCGUGCAAAACUGACAACGGAGCGUCUUCCUCAACCGCCUCGAUCGUUUCGCUUCUAUUUCUUUCUUGCAUUUCCUGUUUUUAGUUCUAUUUUUUCUAAUGAGGUGUUUGAUGAGCGUUGCAGCAAUGUGACUAACCCCAGAUACAAAUACAGAUACUGAAAAAACCUAAACACACCUGUCUUUCAGAAGGUUUAACGGAAUAGUUUAACAUUGAUUAUUAUUAAUUAUUAAUAAUUAUACACUAUUUUUUCAGUUGGUUUCGUUCUUUGUCCACAGCCACAAUUAUUGUUGCCCCUUCUUUUCUGCCGACACAUUGCUUUAUAUUUGCUGUACAUAUCACAGAGGUGAUUUCCUAUGAAAACAACAAUGUCAAUAUGCAAAUUUUCCAAAUGUCUAAGUAUUCCUGGAAAGUUAUGAUCAGGCCUUUGUUGUAUAAACUCAGUUGCUGAGCUAGAAAAGAAAUUAGAUGAAUGUUGAACUCAAAGGUACUCAAAGGAACUCAAAGAGGUUUAUUCCAGGUGUUUAGUGGCAGGUCAGCUGGUAAAAACCUAAAGUAGUUUGACUGGUAGAUGAGUCUGAAAAGGAUUGUAGUGCUAAAAUUCAUAUUCGUGGCCCUAAUGCAGCAUUAUUACCACUGGUUAUUUCCUGCUGAGCUGAACUCUCCAACUUACUGACUGGACAGAAAGCACUUAAUUUAGCCACAUAUUCUGUUUGCUGUGAGUGACACUUCAAGCAUGAAUGUUAGGUUCCUCCUUUCAACUUGAGUUGAUGAAGCAUGACUCUUUACUGGCCCCAUCUCCAGCCACUUCCCAUGCAGUGCUGCUCGCCGCCCUUUUAACGCGAAGGGACUUUUAUGCCUUUACAGUCUCGGUUUCAAUCAGUGUUAUCCAACAACGACCACUAGACGAUGAUCUGCUUGAUUAUGGCCUCACCUGCCUGUGUGUAUUAAAGGUUCCCGCCUCUUCAUUAAAAUUUAGCCCCAUGUUUGUCAUCUGUCAUCAUUAAGAAUGUCAGUCCCCGAACACAGAGAGGUUUUCCAAACGAAAGGAAAAAACAACUGAAGGGAGCCUCCAGGUCCUGUUCUCUGCUAAACUCAGUGUACAGUAUUGAGUUACACCAGGGAGGAUCACAGAUGCUGGGGCUCCUUUCCCAGAGAGGUACCAGCGCUAUUGUUAAGGACGUCAUCCUUCAUUAGGCUGCAGGAAAGAGGAUAUUGAAAAAGGGGAAAGAUGAGUCAUAGCUCAUUUGCUGACAACAUGUUCGUUUUGGGGGCGGACAGCAAGACAAGAUGUCCUACAAAUAUGACCUCAUUGUAGAUGUCGCCAAGUAAACGGGACAAACGUGAAACACAGGGUAAAGGUAACUUGGUGCCAUGUGUUCUGUAGCAGAAGGCAGAAAUUUGGCUUCCAGGGGAUCGUGUUCUCCUUCUCCUGCCAUCAACCAAGACCAACCAAGACUCCAUUCCAAUAAAAGAAAGCAGUGUUUUGUUUUCCAAGUGAGGGACGUUCAUGGUGUAUUUCUGAUGAUGACAGAUGAGCAUCCCAGAAUUUUAUUAUUCUGAAAACGUAGGCUUCCUCAUAGAGCAGGCAUCAGAACACACCUCUCCUGAACAAUAACAGAGUGACCCCCCCCAAAGUGAAGAAAAUGUAACCCAAUCAUUGUUCUGUGUACACUGCCACAUGAUGCAUAAUGUACGUAGUAGCACUGGAAUAAAUCAACUUUUAAUGGAUGGCAAA
Messenger RNA from Betta splendens (Siamese fighting fish), 7238 nucleotides. It is a transcript of the gene kcnn1a, whose product is annotated as potassium intermediate/small conductance calcium-activated channel, subfamily N, member 1a. Gene Ontology annotation, molecular function: calmodulin binding; small conductance calcium-activated potassium channel activity. Gene Ontology annotation, cellular component: neuronal cell body; plasma membrane; neuron projection. Gene Ontology annotation, biological process: potassium ion transmembrane transport. Lineage: Eukaryota; Metazoa; Chordata; Actinopteri; Anabantiformes; Osphronemidae. The transcript is spliced from 10 exons. The coding region runs from base 793 to 3927 and encodes 1044 amino acids. The record is from RefSeq and is a predicted model, not a curated record.